Messenger RNA from Cryptococcus wingfieldii CBS 7118, 573 nucleotides. RefSeq lists its product as hypothetical. The transcript is spliced from 3 exons. Gene Ontology annotation, biological process: tRNA aminoacylation for protein translation. NCBI's taxonomy places the organism in Eukaryota, Fungi, Basidiomycota, Tremellomycetes, Tremellales, Cryptococcaceae. Gene Ontology annotation, molecular function: ATP binding; aminoacyl-tRNA ligase activity. The record is from RefSeq and is a predicted model, not a curated record. The coding region runs from base 1 to 573 and encodes 190 amino acids.
AUGCCUUACGUCACUGAAGACCUGUGGGCCAACGUCUCCCCCGUCGCCCAGGGUGAUGCUUGCGAGUCUAUCAUGAUCUCUGCCUUCCCCGAGAAGAUUGCCGAGCAAAGCUUCCCGAAGGAAGCGGCCGCCUUCGACCUCGUUGUCCCAUCAUUGGUCUGUGAUAACCUUCCCACCAACGGCAAGACUGUUGAGACCAAGAUCAACGUCAUCAUUCAGGCCGAGAAUGACGACAAGCUCCAGUUCUUCAAGUAUGUCAAGACUGUUGUCGUUGGCUUGACCAAGGGAUAUGGCAAGGUCGAGUUCAUUCGAAAGGACAGUGAGAUCUCCCCCGUGGGAGCUGGUACCGAGGGCAAGAUCGACGCUGCUUCCGAAAUUGACAAGCUCGAGAAGAAGGCUGUCGUUGUUGAGGGUCAGAAGGCCAAGAUUAACAAAGGCAUGGGCAUGAGCAAUUACGAAACGAGUGUCAAGGAGGUGGCUAGGGCGCAGAACUCGGACAAGCUGGAGAAGAUCAAUGUUGAAAUCGAGUCGCUGACGUUGGCCAUUGAAAGGUUCAAGUUGCUCUUGCUGUAA